AUGGACGAUAAUUUAACAUUAUCAAAUAGUGGAUCAGAAUGCGAAGAACAUCCACCACUUUUCCUAGGUUUUAAAAUGAUAUUGGUAGGUGUUAUUGGUACAAUAAUAGCAAUAAUUGGUUUUCUCGAGAAUGCUCUCGUAUUUUAUACAUUUAUAAGCUCAAAAGCAUUACGAAAUAAGAAUUUAUUAUAUAUCACAUGUCUUAGUGCUUGUGAUAUAUUUAUUUGUUUUUCAUAUGUUGAAAUUAUGUCAGUACAGAUAUAUGCAGAAUAUUUUCAUUAUUUCCCAUUAUUUCGUCUAUGGCAUAAUUAUUUGAGGGUAGCAUUUGCUAUCUCUCAUAUUGCAAUUUCUACUGCAUCAUUUCUUAUCGUUGCUGCUGCAUUUGAACGAUAUCUUCAAAAUGGCACUAGCAGAACAGUGAUAUUUCGAUUUGUCUGCUGUCAUCGUGGAAAAAUUGUUAUUAUGGCAUUUCUUUUUGGUGUUUUAUUUCGUGGAACUAUCUAUUUUGAAAUACAGAUUUAUUAUUUGGAAGAAUGCGAAGGAUUUGCAAGUAUGGGUGUAAAAAUUAGUGAACUUGCUCGUAAUGUUUACUAUGAUGGAAUAUGGCGUUUUUGGACUAGACGUAUUGCUACCGUAUUUUUGCCAUUUUUUAUUUUAUUAUAUUGUAAUGCAACAAUUGUAAUCAAUUUACAAAAGAAUAAUCGCGAAAAUACGAUUAAAAUGCUUAUAUUAUAUUGCGUAUUUGGAGCUUCGAUAGCUUCAUGUAAACUUCAUAAUCGUGUCAAAGAAGCAACAAGAUCGUUGAUAAUGGUUGUCACCUGUUAUCUAUUCUCAAAUAUCAUUGAUGUUUUCAUUUCUGCUUGGGAAUAUUUGGAUGAUGCAUCAUUGUUACAAUUGGAAGAGUUUUAUUCGAUUGCAACAGAUGUUUCAUCAUUACUUACCAUAUUAGCUGCUAGUUUACGAUUUCCUAUAUAUUUAAUCAAUGAUAAAAUUAUUUUAAGAGAGGUCCGUUUUGCUAUAUGCUUUUUCUAUUAUCAUUUGGCAGUCUGUUUUUCAAUACUAUCGAAACGAUCCAAACGGAAGCAUCAUUUAAAGGGUGAAUUAAAACAGCAACUAAAUAGUCAAAACAAAAAUAAUACGCAUAAUUCCAUGGAUGAUAUUAUGCUACAUAAAAAACGAAAUGAUUUGGGAGCAAUAUGCAUAUCGUUGACAGGUAUUGGUAGACAAAGGUCACAGCAUUCAAUUGUUUCGCUGGAAAUGAUCCCAUCACGAAUUGCAGUUCGAAUUCCAUUAACUACCGAAGAACAAUCAUCUUCUGAAGUAAACGAUAAUCAUGAAACAAUUCUAUUACUCUCGUCCAAUCCAUUAUUUAAUCAAGCUGAAAAGGAUUCCUCUUCCAUACCGGAAUGA
Molecule: messenger RNA, 1410 nt
Organism: Cercopithifilaria johnstoni
Lineage: Eukaryota; Metazoa; Nematoda; Chromadorea; Rhabditida; Onchocercidae
Source: the annotation of a GenBank genome assembly